UGAAAUAUGUAUUUGUUUUCAAAACAAUGUUAUAAGUUAAACAAUAAUUCUUUCCAUUGUCAUAUUAAAGUUAUAGUUUGAUGAUAAAUAAAUGUCACUCAGAUCUUGAGAUAUGUGAUAUAAUAAAAAGCUACACUUGCUACUUAUGAAUUAUUGAAACAAAAAUGUCCAACGUCUUGUGUUUUGUAUGCUACGGCACAGUUCAUUCGGAUAUCAGUGACGGAACACGAGCUAAAUAUCGCGACUUCGUCGGCAUUAGCCUGUGUCCGGAAUCCCAGCUGUGCUACGUUUGCUGUCACAUACUCAAUAAGAUGUGCAUUUUCAAAUCGCUAUGUCUUAAAAGGAGCACAGACUAUCCUAUAUUUAGCGAAAAAGAUAUACUAAGAUUACAUAUAACCGAAGUAAAGACACAAACGAUUUGCGAUGAUGAAUGCUGUGAACGACUUAAGGUAGAUAUAAAGAAUUACAAUGACAACUACGAUGAAAAUCUAUGUGGGAAUAACAAAGAUAUUGGUUCUGAUGAGGAUAUUAACGGGUACGGCACAGAUGAUGAUAAUAAUGGUGACAUUAAUUACUACGAAUAUAACAUUAGUGAUGCUUAUCAUGGCAAUGAGGAUGGAAAACAAAAUGGAGGACAUACAGAGGUGGGUUUGAAAGAAGAUGUCGUGUUGGAGGAUACAUUAAAUAAUGAUGUUAACGAAGAUGAUAGAAAUGAUAGUAAUGAUGAUAAUGAUGAUAAUGAUGACCGGAAUCAUGAUGUAAUUAACAAGGAUGAUGUUAAAGUGACCGAUGGGAGGAAAAUGAGAAAGAAUAGAUUAAAGAAAUCAAAAAGAAGGGGACUUAUGAAGAUAACUCUGACAGUUGAAGAACAGAGAGCUGAACUAGAAGCGAAGAGGAAGGAAAAGAAGUACACAGAGGCUGAGUUCAAGUGCUAUAAUUGUGCCAUAGGAUUCCUGUUCAAGGAUACUUACCAGGCGCAUAUGAUGCGUCACGAAGAGUCUAACGGUCAAUACUCGUGUCCCAUAUGCACCCUCCGCGUGUCGUCUCUAACGCUGCUCCGCGUCCACGCCUCCCGUCACGCGGAGCGCUCCGUGUGCGUGAGGUGCGGGGUUCGAGUCCCCGGCAGGCACCACGUUUGUAAGCACACGAGGACCAGGUCCCUGCCCUGCCACAUGUGCGCUAGACUGUUCACGGACGCGAGUGGUCUCCAACAACAUUUAAAACGAGUCCACACCAGCAAGACCAGCGGCAGACUCCACACCUGUACCGUCUGUGGCGAGACUUACAACACGCAGGCGGCUCUGAGGACGCAUAUGAUUAAACAUAUAAAACGAAAAUUCCCGUGUGAGCUGUGCCCGUCGGUGUACAGCAGUCCGUACACCCUGAACCAGCACAUGAAGACCCACAACCAGGUGUCGGAGACAUACUACUGCGAGACCUGCAACGUCAGCUUCACCUCCAGGAAGGGGCUGAUGGCUCAUAGACGGAACACGCUCAAACACCAACAGACCCUCUUCGAGUGUCCGAUAUGUGGUCGAGUGUGUCCCAACCAGCGAGCGCUGGCCUCACACAUCCAGGCCGUCCACUCGUCCAGCAAGGAGUACAGCUGUUCCAUGUGCAGCUCCAGCUACACUAGCAGGAAGUCGCUCGUCAGACACGUCGGAACGCACAGGAACAGCACAGGCGGGCCGCUGGCUGUGUGUCACCUGUGCGGGAACUGUUUCAAGGGCAAUAACAAACUCAACAGACACCUAAGAGACGUCUGCGAGAAGGCGAAAGCUGAAGAAGCGACAAAUAGUUACGAAUAAAUACUUAUUUAAUGAAA
Danaus plexippus (monarch butterfly) is the source of this 1825-nucleotide messenger RNA. Its product is annotated as zinc finger protein 846-like. Gene Ontology annotation, biological process: regulation of transcription by RNA polymerase II. Bases 165 to 1808 code for a protein of 547 amino acids. The transcript has 8 exons. NCBI's taxonomy places the organism in Eukaryota, Metazoa, Arthropoda, Insecta, Lepidoptera, Nymphalidae. Gene Ontology annotation, molecular function: RNA polymerase II cis-regulatory region sequence-specific DNA binding; DNA-binding transcription factor activity. The record is from RefSeq and is a predicted model, not a curated record.